This is a messenger RNA of Centropristis striata (black sea bass), 797 nucleotides long. RefSeq names its product complement C1q-like protein 3. NCBI's taxonomy places the organism in Eukaryota, Metazoa, Chordata, Actinopteri, Perciformes, Serranidae. Bases 1 to 738 code for a protein of 245 amino acids. The transcript has 4 exons. The record is from RefSeq and is a predicted model, not a curated record. Gene Ontology annotation, molecular function: protein binding.
AUGAAGGAACAUACAUGCUCUCACACACCUGGGACGCUCUACUGCAAGGACCAGCGGGCAGCGGGGGGCGUGGUCAACCUGACAGACCUGCCAGUUGUCAGGUUGACCACGCCCCAAGAGGAACUCCACGAAAAGACAGGUCACAGCGAUCAGCUGACACCUCUGAAGAAGACUGAAGUUGUCGGUCGAAACAUGACAGCUCAGGGGGAGCUUCAGGAGACAGAGACCACAAAGACAACCACAGCUGACAUCUUGGCGGAGAUGAGGGCUCUGAGAGACAUGGUGGUGGAGCUCAACCUGCAAGUGGAGCUGCUGCAGAAAGAGAACACAGAGAGAAAGGUGGCCUUUUACACAGGUCUGACUGAUGGCGGACAAGUUGGAAAAUUCAACACAGACUUCCCACUGAAAUACAGCAAAGUCUUCACCAACAUCGGCGGUGCUUACAAUCCAUCUACAGGUUUCUUCACAGCUCCAGUCAGAGGGGUCUACUACUUCCAGUUCACUAUGAAUGGUUAUCAACCAGGUAACAUGGGUGUCUAUGUGUACAAGAACAACGAGAGGAUCAUGUAUAAUGUUGAGAUUAAGGAAGAGAAAGGUAAUGAAUACAUGACCAACUCUGUUGUCUUGGAGCUGAUGGCAGGAGAUGAAAUCUACCUCGUUCUCCCACGACUCUGUUCUCUCUGGGACAGUUCAUACAACCACAACACCUUCAGCGGCUCCCUCCUCUUCACACUGUGAGGAUUCCUUCAGGCUGCUGUGUGACUCCUUAUUGGCUACACUGUGAUUUACUGCAUGUA